AUGGAAGGCCCGGAUACCGAUCUCUGGUUCCUGGGCGUUGGAACUUGGCGCCGCUGUGAGUGUGACAGUCUCACAUUCUCACUGCUCACAGCUCAGGCGCUGGCUCGAUGGGUUCGGGUUCAAGGCUCUCAAGCUCCCCAUCCCCAAAGACUCCAACGACUCCCAAGCGACCAAGACUCUCAAAGAGUCUCCGAGCUGGCGGUAGACCCUCGUCCCGUUCGAAUCUCUCCCAAUGAACGACAGCGCUUACCGACCCGCUCGCUCUCCAAGGAACCGCUGUUCAAACGCCCUUGUCUUGUCUUGCCCCUUUUGCUAUCUGUACUCCGAGUUUGCUCUUUUGCCCUUUGCCUCUUGCUACUGAGUACGGCUACUUGGUACUUGCGACUCUUCGCGCUUUGCCUCUCUGGUCAUCAUCUCAUCCCACGCUCCUUGGUUCUUCCUCCUUCUCUUCCCAGAUACACCAACUGGCCACCACAGUCUGACCCCUGA
This is a messenger RNA of Colletotrichum abscissum, 489 nucleotides long. RefSeq lists its product as uncharacterized. Bases 1 to 489 code for a protein of 162 amino acids. Lineage: Eukaryota; Fungi; Ascomycota; Sordariomycetes; Glomerellales; Glomerellaceae. The record is from RefSeq and is a predicted model, not a curated record. The transcript is spliced from 2 exons.